UGCGCCGCCGCCGCCGCCGCCUAGCCGGCUUCGCCGCGGCCGGGGCCGGAAGUGACGCGCGGGCGCGAGAGCGGAAGCGGCGGCGCAGGCUCGGGCGGGUCCCCGGUGCGCGCAGCGGGCUCGGCUCCCUCCGGCCACGGCGCCCUGAGAGCCCCUCCCCUCCCCGGCACCGACAUGAUCCUGCUCGAGGUCAACAACCGCAUCAUCGAGGAGACCCUCACGCUCAAGUUCGAGGGCGCGGCCGCCGGAAAUAAACCAGAGGCAGUAGAAGUAACAUUUGCAGACUUUGAUGGAGUCCUUUACCAUAUUUCAAACCCCAAUGGAGACAAGACAAAAGUGAUGGUCAGUAUUUCUCUGAAAUUCUACAAGGAACUCCAGGAACACGGUGCUGAUGAGGUAUUGAAGAAAGUCUACGGAAGCUACUUGGUAAAUCCUGAAUCAGGUUACAAUGUCUCUUUGCUCUACGACCUGGAGAACCUUCCCGCAGACAAGGACGCUAUUGUGCACCAAGCUGGCAUGUUGAAGCGCAACUGCUUUGCUUCGGUCUUUGAGAAGUAUUUCAAAUUCCAGGAAGAGGGCAAAGAAGGAGAGAAAAGAGCUGUCAUCCACUACCGGGACGAUGAGACAAUGUAUGUCGAGGCAAAAAAGGACCGUGUCACAGUUGUGUUCAGCACGGUAUUUAAGGAUGACGAUGACGUGGUGAUUGGAAAGGUGUUUAUGCAGGAGUUCAAGGAGGGUCGCCGGGCCAGUCACACAGCCCCACAGGUGCUCUUCAGCCACAGGGAGCCGCCCUUGGAGCUGAAAGACACAGACGCGGCUGUUGGCGACAAUAUUGGCUACAUCACCUUUGUGCUGUUCCCCCGUCACACCAAUGCUGCUGCCAGAGACAACACCAUAAACCUGAUCCACACGUUCCGGGACUACCUGCACUACCACAUCAAGUGCUCAAAGGCCUAUAUUCACACGCGUAUGAGGGCAAAAACAUCGGAUUUCCUCAAGGUGCUGAACCGUGCCCGUCCAGACGCAGAGAAGAAAGAAAUGAAAACAAUCACGGGGAAGACGUUCACAACCCGUUAACACCAGGUUCGCUGAGGCUGCAGUGGAGGACGAAGGUUGGGGCACUUGCUACCCGAUAAUCGUAGCUUUUAAUGUUGCACCUCUGUGGGCUCAUAAGGAAUUCAAGCAAUCGGGGUCUGUUUGUACGACAGUUUGGGGAGUAAUCUGCAGAAACGAGCUGUGCUUGCGAGGACUCGAUCGUUCCAAGAAACAAAACCUUAAUUCCAGUUUGAUUGACUUAAUUUCUUUUCUUUUUUAAUUUUUUUUUUUUCUUUUCAAGCUGUUUCGCUUUGCAAUAUGUUACCGGAAAUAAGUUGCAGUAUUUCUUAUGAGAAUAAUGCAAUAUUAACUUGUUUUCUUCUGAGUAUUUGAGUUCAAAACUCCUGUAUCUGAAGAAAUACUGUUGGGGUUCAUUAAUAAAGGAGAUCUUUCUAUCUUAAA
Molecule: messenger RNA, 1497 nt
Organism: Aquila chrysaetos chrysaetos
Lineage: Eukaryota; Metazoa; Chordata; Aves; Accipitriformes; Accipitridae
Gene: ARPC2
Product: actin related protein 2/3 complex subunit 2
Exons: 10
Coding region: 175-1077 (300 amino acids)
Biological process (GO): Arp2/3 complex-mediated actin nucleation; actin filament polymerization
Cellular component (GO): Arp2/3 protein complex; actin cytoskeleton
Molecular function (GO): structural constituent of cytoskeleton; actin filament binding
Source: RefSeq, a predicted model, not a curated record